CUACAGAGCCCCACUGGGCCCCCCUUUUCACACGGGAAGUUUGAGGCUCUGGGAAACGAAGCAACAUCAUCAAGAUGGCUGUGCUACAAGCCUGCCUGAUGGUGGAGAAGCAGCUGUUGCGUGAACACCCACAUAACCAAGCACUAGACACCUGCAGCACCUCCAAGCACCUGUGGCCACGCUUGGGAGGUCACCACACCUACCUGCGGUCACUGUCAUCCUGAUUCGUGCAAGUGCGGAUUACCUGGACAGUUCCGGAAUACCACAUAGCUGGAGCCUCUCCCCCGAGCCUCCCUCUUUCCUGCCCUUACGUUCGGGAGGCUCAGCCGGUCCAAGUGUGUCAUGGUUUGCUGACCUGGUAUCUCGGUAUGAGUCCGGCCCAGGGAGGGCUCCUGAAUCUGAGCAAGAUGGUCACACUUACAACUGGGAAGAUAGCCUUCCUCAACUACUGGCCCUAUGGCUGUCACUGUGGACUUGGUGGCAAAGGAGAACCCAAGGAUGCCACAGACUGGUGCUGUCAAAAACAUGAUUGCUGCUAUAAGCACCUGAAGACCAAUGGAUGCAAGAUCCUGACAGACAAUUACAAAUACAGCAUUUCCCAGGAUGGUAUCCAGUGCUCUGACAAGGGGAGCUGGUGUGAGAAGCAGUUAUGUGUUUGUGACAAGGAGGUGGCCUUGUGCCUGAGACAAAACCUGGGCAGCUACAACAAGCGCCUGCGUUACUACUGGCGGCCCCACUGCAAAGGCCAGACUCCCUCAUGCUAGGAGAGUCUGCUCCGUCUGUCCCCGGAUUCCACCCUGUUCCAGGGCAUCAAAGUCCUGCAGGAUCGCUGCCUCCUGCCCAGUCUAGUGUCCUGGACUAGCUGGCUUUUAAAGUCCUCCUUGGCAACUUUCCCUUGGUGUUUUUCUGCUGCAAAGGACCUUUCUUGAUCUUUUUACCCAUGGCUGUCCUCACCCUUCAAACUCUGGUCUUUCUGGGCCUAGGCUAAAACCUCACAUAUGUGUCCCAAGCCCAGCCCCUUCUCUCUGUGUCCUGCUCCCCAACAAAGCUGCAAGGUCCUUCAGGUUGAGCCCAGCCCUAUCCUGGAUUAGGCCGGCACCCUGGUGUCCAGGUAGCCUUUUAGAGCCAAGCCCAGCAGGGGCUCCACCAACAGGACUCAAGGGAUGGGGGGGGGGAGCGGCCUGCAGUCUUAUGGCUCCAGACGCCGGAGCUUAGCCUGCUGUUUCUUGUCUGCCAGGCUUUCUCUUAGGUCUUUUGCUACAAUGCAGGCUUGGGGGGGGGUGUCCUUUGGAAACCUCUCCUGGUGUGUCUUUCCCCCCAGCUCUAAGGUCUUCUUUGUGCUGGACUGUCUGGGUGGCAUAACGCCCCACAUUUCAUCCGAGACCAGGGUGGUGAGAUGUCCUAGAGGCUUGUCUCAUCCCAGGCCCGGUUUCAAGAAUCCCUGACUCAGGCUCCACCUCUAGGGAAACACAUUGUGGUAACAUUUACAAAUUCUGUGAUCUUCCUCCCUCCCAGAACCAGGGACCUUACAAUACCCGGUUGCUGAUGCUGCAGCCAAGGAAAGUGUGUUCAUUAGUAGAAUCAGGAGACAGACUCCUUGGAAGAUCCACUUCCCAUAUGAACAAGGAUGGUGGCCCUUUUAAAAGGAAGUGGGGCUAGGGUUUGAGGGGUGGCUCAUUGGUAUCCUUUUUGACUCAAACUGACUCAGCCUACCUUUAUCCCUGCAUCUAUUGGGAUUGGAGGGACUCUAGCCAGCCUGGGCCGGCAAACGUGGCUCUGUCAUGCCUUGCCCUUCUCCGCCAUUCCCUCUGCCUUGCUAAAAAAUAUCAGAUUACAUCCUAAAGCUAGCCCCCAAGGUCUCUUAUUUGGCCACUUCCUCCUCUUGAGGCCAACUACCAAGGUCCAGCUAUCAAAAGCCCCCUUUGGUUCACAUAAUUAGCAUGCCCCAAACAAAAUAUACCACCGAAUCCUAGCCCGUUCUAACACAGACCACCCCAUUUUUUCAUCAGCUGCCGUUACCUGCCUGAGUCAGAAAGUAGCCACUUUCUUAUUGUUCUUGCUCCCCUGCUUAAUAAAAGAUCUCUCUAUUAAAA
Molecule: messenger RNA, 2093 nt
Organism: Meriones unguiculatus (Mongolian gerbil)
Lineage: Eukaryota; Metazoa; Chordata; Mammalia; Rodentia; Muridae
Gene: Pla2g2d
Product: phospholipase A2 group IID
Exons: 5
Coding region: 369-764 (131 amino acids)
Biological process (GO): lipid catabolic process; negative regulation of T cell proliferation; arachidonate secretion
Molecular function (GO): calcium ion binding; phospholipid binding
Source: RefSeq, a predicted model, not a curated record